Molecule: messenger RNA, 720 nt
Organism: Hibiscus syriacus
Lineage: Eukaryota; Viridiplantae; Streptophyta; Magnoliopsida; Malvales; Malvaceae
Exons: 3
Coding region: 143-709 (188 amino acids)
Source: RefSeq, a predicted model, not a curated record
ACAGAAAACGAACCCCAACACCUACAACCGUUCAAAACGAACUCAACACUUUCGCUUUCACUCUAAAAAAAAUCUCUGCUUUUCUUCUGCUCUGUGGGUUACAGCAACUUGAUACUCUUAUCUCGAGACUUGGAAUCUCGAGAUGGAAGGAGUGGGCUCCACCAGGCUUGGCCGAGCUUCAGCUCGUUACGGUGGUUCGACGGCGGUGUUCAAUGGUCCGGUGAGGAAGUGGAAGAAGAAGUGGGUUCACGUUUCGCCUUCAUCCACCGCUAAACACUCCCAGUCCACUGGGCACGGUUCCGCCGCUUCCAGCAUCCUACUCUGUAGGUGGACCCCACUUUCCUUUGCUAAUUCCGGGUCCUCCGCCGUCGACGGCGAGGACGAGGAGCAGCCCCCAAAGCGCAAGUUCCGCUAUACCCCUGUUGCCGUGUUAGAGGAUGAGCGUAAAAAGGCGGCUGCGAAACAGGUUGAAAAUGAAGCUAAGACAGAUGGUAAUAAGACCGAGCAAUCCACAGAGUGGUUGUCUUCUAAGACCAAUAUCGUGUUAAACAUGAAUGCUCUUUUAAAGAAAGAAACUCAGGAUCCGAACAUGAGUAAUUUGGACUUAGGUUUGUGUUUGAAAGGCCAUGAUGGCAGCCGCAAUUCUGUAGGCGAGAGUGUCGAUCGGGAGAAGGCAGCAAGCUCGAUGGGAUUUUGGGCAGUCGGUUGAUGUGUAAGUAG